This is a messenger RNA of Paraphaeosphaeria sporulosa, 1326 nucleotides long. RefSeq lists its product as uncharacterized. The record is from RefSeq and is a predicted model, not a curated record. Bases 1 to 1326 code for a protein of 441 amino acids. The transcript is spliced from 4 exons. Lineage: Eukaryota; Fungi; Ascomycota; Dothideomycetes; Pleosporales; Didymosphaeriaceae.
AUGGGCAAAGAAUUCUUCACCGGCUGGGAGCUGUGGCAGAAGAUGACUUUCGUUCUCGCCUGUGGUAUUGUUGUGACCGUCUUCAUAGGUCUUAUCAAACUGCAAUAUGAUCGCUAUCGCAUCAAGAAGUACACCGCGGUCGAGAAGGGCAAACAGGCCGCGCCAACGCCCGAGAUGCUGGAAGCACAGCGCGAAGAAACCAAAGACGACGUGCCGUUUGGCAUCCGCGCCAUCGAGAGCGGUAUCGAGAUUGACGGUGUUUGGAUCUCCCGCAGCAACACGCCCGUUGGUAGCAGCCGCUCAUCCAUGACCGAUUUCAAGCUGCCGCGCAGCUACAACAGUUCUCAGCUUGAGCUUCCCCAAGCGCUUCCCCCGAGCAACUCUAGCUCCAAGGCACCCAGCUCCUUCGACAUGGCUGUCGGCGCUGAACGUAUACCCACGAAUGAGUCUCGUUCGACGUCGCCCGGUCGCGGCCGACCACCAGUUUCAAUGAACAGAUACAGUCAGCAUGUCAAUAGGACCUUGAACGCACUCGAGGGAGGACCUUCUUCUGGACCCUCUUCUUCGCGCCGCGAACCUAUCAGUGACCAGCCCAGCUCUAGCAGCUCCCGCGAAAACUCUGGCAAAUCGAGCCGUCGGACGAGCGACGAGUCCGAAUACCCUGAUGGCCGACCAUACGAACCCGCAUACAUCAACCCCAAGCAGCAAUCGCACUACAUGCCCGUUGACCCGCGCACUGAUCUGGAUCUGCUUCAAAGCCACCGCAUGUCUCACGUUGCCGAGACUGGACAGCUUACCCCACGGCCACGGUUCAGACCAGGUAAUAGCGGAGAAUGGGCCAGCAUCGCGGACACUCCGAAGCUCCCUGAGGAGAUUGGAACGGUCAAUGGUGUUGACUAUUUUGUGCCUCAACAGAAAUCUCAUUCGCCUCCUGCAGCUCAGGCUGCUACUCCCCAAGACGUCUCGCCAGCCACGGAGAGCCCUUCCGCCAAUCAAACCAAGCAAGCCGUUCCUCUACUUGAAAGCUAUGCACCACGGCCGUUCUACCUCCCCGAUGUCUAUCAGCCAAAAGGCCCACAGCAUCAAUUCUCGUACGAUGAGAUGCCGAUCCAGGUGAACACUUCGCAGAAUGAACAACGCGACGCGAACGGCCAGGUCCUCCGCAAGGUCAACUCUGGCUUCGAGAUCCUCCGACCGGGGACACUACCGACCCCAGAGGAAGAACAGCCUGCGCCUGUCGAGAAACGCCAGUCGAAGCGCCUUCAAAAGAAGCGACGAACCUCUAGCUCCGGUUCAAGAACCUCUCACUUUGUUGAGCAAGUCUAG